Messenger RNA from Saccharomyces paradoxus, 2502 nucleotides. RefSeq names its product mannosyl-oligosaccharide glucosidase (gene CWH41). Gene Ontology annotation, biological process: protein N-linked glycosylation; oligosaccharide metabolic process. The transcript has a single exon. Bases 1 to 2502 code for a protein of 833 amino acids. The record is from RefSeq and is a predicted model, not a curated record. Gene Ontology annotation, cellular component: endoplasmic reticulum membrane. Lineage: Eukaryota; Fungi; Ascomycota; Saccharomycetes; Saccharomycetales; Saccharomycetaceae. Gene Ontology annotation, molecular function: Glc3Man9GlcNAc2 oligosaccharide glucosidase activity.
AUGCUUAUUUCAAAAUCUAAGAUGCUCAGAGCAUUUUGGAUAGUAACCAGCAUAGUUCUCCUGGCAUCUGCCACUGUUGAUGUUGGAAAACUGGAAGAAUUUGAAGAUUACCAAAAGUUCACGAAUGAAUCUUUAUUAUGGGCACCGUAUAGAUCCAAUUGUUACUUUGGUAUGAGGCCUAGAUAUGUUCGUGAAAGUCCGCUGAUUAUGGGUAUCAUGUGGUUCAACAGUUUGAGCCAGGAUGGUUUACAUUCAUUAAGACAUUUUGCUACCCCUCAGGAUAAAUUACAAAAGUAUGGUUGGGAAGUGUAUGAUCCAAGAAUUGGCGGUAAAGAGGUCUUUAUUGAUGAGAACAAUAACCUUAAUUUGACAGUGUACUUUGUAAAAAGCAAGAACGGGGAAAAUUGGUCAGUGAGAGUUGACGGCAAGCCUUUGGACCCCAAGAGACCAUCUACGGCAUCUGUCGUAUUGUAUUUCAGUCAAAAUGGUGGAGAGAAAGAUGGAAAAUCUUCCCUAGCAAUGAUAGGUCGUGAUGGUUCUAAUGACAUGAAAUUCUUUGGAUAUUCUAAAGAAUUGGGCGAGUACCAUCUUACAGUAAAGGACAAUUUUGGACACUAUUUCAAUAAUCCGGCAUAUAACACUAUGGAAGUGGCGCCAGGAAGCGACUGCUCCAAAACAAGUCAUGUAUCACUUCAAAUCCCGGAUAAAGAAGUUUGGAAGGCUCGCGAUGUUUUCCAAUCUUUAGUUAGCGAUUCGAUACGUGAUAUACUUGAAAAGGAAGAGACAAAACAGCGUCCAGCCGAUUUGAUACCAAGUGUUUUAACUAUUAGAAACUUGUACAAUUUUAAUCCUGGAAAUUUUCAUUAUGUACAAAAGACAUUUGACUUGACCAAAAAAGACGGGUUCCAGUUUGAUAUCACCUAUAAUAAACUAGGCACAACUCAAAGUAUUUCCACCAAGGAACAAGUUACUGAGUUGAUUACUUGGUCACUGAAUGAAAUAAACGCGCGUUUUGACAAGCACUUUAUUUUUGGAGAAGGACCCGAUUCAAUUGAAAAUGCAGAAGUCAAAAGAAGAUUUGCUUUAGAGACGCUAUCAAACCUGUUGGGAGGGAUUGGCUAUUUCUAUGGAAAUCAACUGGUUGAUCGUGAAACAGAGUUUGAUGAAAGUCAGUUUGCAGAGAUUAAAUUAUUGAAUGCAAAAGAGGAAGGCCCCUUUGAAUUGUUUACCAGCGUUCCGAGCCGUGGCUUUUUCCCACGUGGAUUCUAUUGGGAUGAAGGUUUUCAUCUUUUACAGAUUAUGGAGUAUGAUUUUGACCUUGCCUUUGAAAUCCUGGCAAGCUGGUUUGAAAUGAUCGAAGACGAUAGUGGCUGGAUUGCUAGAGAAAUUAUAUUGGGUAAUGAAGCAAGAAGUAAAGUUCCAGAGGAAUUUCAGGUACAAAAUCCCAAUAUUGCUAAUCCUCCAACUUUGUUGCUGGCAUUUAGUGAAAUGCUUUCCAGGGCCAUCGAAAAUAUCGGCGAUUUCAACAGUGAUAGCUACAACCAGGUAAUAUUUAAUGGUAGAACAACCAAGUUUAUGACGAACAAUCUAGAGGCCAAUUCUGAUCUACUAACUGAAUAUGCCAAGAAAAUAUACCCUAAGCUAUUAAAGCACUAUAAUUGGUUCAGAGAAUCUCAAGCAGGUCUGAUUGACGAAUAUGCGGAAAUAUUGGAAGAUGAAGGAAUAUGGGAUAAGAUUCAUAAGGAUGAAGUUUACAAGUGGGUCGGACGUACCUUCACUCAUUGUUUACCAAGCGGUAUGGACGAUUAUCCUAGAGCACAACCACCUGACGUAGCAGAAUUGAAUGUAGACGCAUUAGCUUGGGUGGGCGUCAUGACAAGAUCCAUGAAGCAAAUCGCUCACGUGUUGAAAUUGUCAGAAGACGAGGAAAGAUAUGCACAAAUCGAACAGAAUGUCGUGGAAAAUUUGGACUUGUUACACUGGAGUGAAAAAGACAAUUGCUACUGUGAUAUCAGCAUCGACCCCGAAGACGAUGAAAUUAGAGAAUUUGUCUGUCAUGAGGGUUACGUCUCUUUACUGCCCUUUGCAUUGAAGCUCAUCCCCAAAAACUCACCCAAGCUAGAGAAAGUAGUUGCAUUGAUGAGUGACCCAGAAAAAAUCUUUUCUAACUAUGGCCUACUAUCAUUAUCAAGACAAGACCAGUAUUUCGGCAAGGAUGAAAACUAUUGGAGAGGCCCAAUUUGGAUGAACAUCAAUUACUUGUGCCUUGAUGCAAUGAGAUACUACUACCCUGAGGUGAUUUUUGAAGUGGCUGGUGAGGCUAGCAAUGCCAAGAAACUGUACCAAAGUUUAAAGACUAAUCUGAGUAACAACGUUUACAAAGUUUGGAAAGAACAAGGGUAUUGUUAUGAAAAUUACAGUCCGAUAGAUGGGCAUGGUACUGGUGCUGAGCAUUUCACAGGUUGGACAGCACUGGUAGUCAACAUCCUUGGACGUUUCUGA